AUGAAGCUACAACUGGAUGUCAUCUUUGCUGUCCUUGUGUUUACUGUUGUCAUGACAACGUCCAAGCGGUCACCACGCAGGAACAGGAACCAGGUGGAGUUGCAGGAUGCUGCUGAAGAUACUGCCGUGGAGGAAGCGGUGGGCGGAGACGAUGUUUGCGAGCUGGAAGUCACGUGCAAGGGUGGGAGGAGUCUGCCUGUCAGUCUGCCAAUCAAAGCACCACGGGGUCCAGCUGGUAAGCCCGGGACCCCAGGACUGCCGGGAAAACAAGGUCCACCAGGUACUCCGGUGUGUCCGGACAGAGUGGCGUUUUUCGUGGGUUUAAGUCUCAACGUGGGUCCAGUCAGCGACAACUCCGACCUACCUUUCGACAAAGUCAUUACUAACGUCGGAAAUGCAUUUAACCCGGAGACUGGGAGAUUUACUGCCCCUUUCAACGGAACCUUUCUCUUCUCACUGACUAUAGCGGCUCAGGGGAGACAACGGGUAAAUCACUUUGUCUGUUUGAAUAAGUACGCUGCUGUGGAGCUGGUUCUGAACCGGAAGAUGAUCGCAACCAUUUGGGCUGAGAGUAUCCCCUACUGGGCUUCCGCCUCCAACACCGCCAUCUUGAACAUGGAGGCCGGCGACCAGGUGUGGCUGGUGCUCCUCAGCAGAGCGCCCUAUCUCCAUGGUUACAUGUACACCACUUUCUCGGGCCAUUGCCUCUAUCGGGGUGUUUGA
Messenger RNA from Candidula unifasciata, 723 nucleotides. The record is from the annotation of a GenBank genome assembly. NCBI's taxonomy places the organism in Eukaryota, Metazoa, Mollusca, Gastropoda, Stylommatophora, Geomitridae.